AGGAAGCAGACUCACCACACAUUCGAAUGAGCAUUCAUCAUUACACUUCCGGUACAUUUCCUGUGCACUAGAGGCUUAGAACAAUAGCACUAUUCACUUCUGUUCAUUUUCGGGCGGAAAUCACUUCAGAUUGAUCUGUGUGGUGUAUCAAUUCACCAAAAAGAGGACAGAGCACAUCUAUGACCAACCAAAAUUUGCUGUUGUCUUUUUCAGGGUGAGGGGACAUCACUGCUGGGAAUAUCAUUUGUGAAGUGUUAUUGCGAAGUAUCGCCCAAGCUCUCUUGCAUUAUUCAAGAAUGGAUAAUAUGCAAAACGUGGACAAAAUGGAGGAAUUAACUAAGCCUGAGAUGGUCACUCCCAAGGGCUUUCAGACUGUUGCACAGAUUAAGAGUUUUGAAAUUCUACCAGGUGGAGUUGUAAAGCCACAAUUUGUCAAUGUAAUAGGAUUUGUGAUGGAUCAUCAACCUCCUAUCAAAACCAAGGGGACAGACUUCAAAUGCAGUUUUCAAAUCAAAGAUUAUUCCUCGCGAUUUGAGCGCUUCGGCUUGAGGAUGAGUGUUUUUUCAACAGAGGACAAGAUGCCACGAAUCCAGAAGCCAAGGGAUGCCGUACUUAUCCGUAGUGCAAAGGUUCAAUUGCGUAAUGGGGAGAUACAGUUACUAUCUCACUUUAGUACCGAAUACCACAUACUCUGUGCUGAGGACAUUCCUAAAGCUAUUUUCCCCGUCACCAAAGCUUCGUGGAUUUCAACACCACCAGCAAGAUGCCGACGUCCAGAACCAAUCGAGACUAAGUAUGUGGUAUGGUCAAAUCAACAUCUUGAUGAAGUUGAGUUUCCUGGUACUCAAGAAUUUCAGGAAAAGGCAAAAAAAGCUUUGCAGGUCAGGGAUAAGUUUAGUCUACUUAAAGAUGUUAAAGACGGCUCGUUUCACGAUAUCAUAGGCGAAGUGAGAAAGAUUUAUGGAGCUAACAACGAUAUGGUCACCGUUUACUUUACCGACUACACAGCUCACUCUAAGUUUUACAACUAUACAUUACCCGGACUAUCGAGUGUCGUGACGGAAGGUCGCGAUGGCGAUGAAUAUGGAUAUAUAAAAGCAAAACCGAAGGACGAAGCAAAAGAAUGGAAAGGUCCGUUCGGAAAAAUGACCAUUCAGCUCACACUAUUCGACGCCCAUGCCAUGUUUAUUCGAGAGGAAAAUAUCAAGGAAGGCCAGUGGCUUCGCUUGACUAAUGUCCAAUUUAAAUUAGGCAAUGCAGGUCUCAUAGAGGGUAAGCUUCGUGGCGAUCGAGGAGCAUCCGAUGGUAAAGUUCAGGUCGAGAUCAUGAAAACUUCUGAAGAUCCCCAGAACAAUGAUCCCAGAUGGAAAGACUGCCUUCGACGAAAGCGUGAUUGGACCCAAAAGCACGAAAAAGAAAGAAAGAGACUCCAAGAAGAAAUUUCUGGGGCAGGAACAAAGCGCAAAGCAGAGGGACAAUCAAGCGGGAAAAAUUCUAAAGCGCGAAGAAAAGAGUCGCGAGCCAAGGCAGGGGCCAAAAGUGCUUCCAGCGAGACGAAGGCUGUUAAAGGUCUUGACUUGAACGAAAAUGUGAUGUUACAUCCUGCUCUGACUGCAAGAGACAUAAUGCCAUUAUCAAGUAUUCUGCAACGCACGUCGCCCAUCUCUUCAGAUCCCAAAUUCGCGGGAAUCAACACACCAUUCGAGAAUAACACCUACAAAGCAAAUCUUCGGGUUGUAGAUUACUUACCUCACGAUAUUGCUGACUUCGCAGUUGGUCGAAAAAUCAGCGAAUUCGAUGUGUUAUCUGAUUAUAGUGGUGAUGAAGAUGAUGAUCCAACGGAAGAUAUGCAAAGCUUCCGCGAAGGCAAGGGUUACGUAGAAAGGAAAUGGGAAUGGUUUUUCUCGCUUGUAGUCGAAGAUGCAAAUCCAGAUGCUUCUAAAGAGAGAGCUAUCCUCAGGGUAGAGAAUUAUGAUGCGCAGAUGUUACUCAAUCUUCAGGACGAUGCUUGCAACCUACGAACAAAUCCAGGAAUGCUCAGAGAUGUUAAAGAAACACUCUUUAGGCUCUGGGGAGAUUUAGAAGAGCAAAAAUCUGCUCUUCUUUUACAGAAAGCCCGCAAGAAGUCAGAAAUAGAAAAAGUGGCGCCCGAGGCUUCCAGGGCCCCAGAUUCUGAUUCUGAAGACGAAGGAAAUGAUCUUAGGAAAACUAAUCAUAGUCUCCCAGUCGACUCAGAUGACGAAGCCGGUGAUUUGACCCGACAAAAGAAACCCAAAGGAUCCAAGAAACCUGUCGUGCUCGGGGAGACAGAUGCAAAUAUCGAAGUUAACAAGAAGGCCGAACAGGUGGAGAUACCACAAGAACUUAAGCCCAAAAACAAGCCUUUUCAGUGUUAUAUAAAAGAAUAUGGUAUCAAAGUGAAGGAAGACGACCCAUUGAAAGCGAACGCCGGUCACGGAAAGAAGUGGCUGAGGGUAUUUGGACUGUAUUAUACUAUAAUUCGUUAAUCGCCGGCCUCGGGAAUGGACUUAGUAUGUAUGAUCAAGAGCUUGAGAUUUUGAUAUCAUGUCUCCAUAGGUUGGUUCUCACCUGAUUGCGGGGGAUGAAUAAGUUCUUGGGAUGGAAGGAUUGAGAAUUAUGAGAAUGUGAAGAAGAUUGUCGAUGCGGUGGAGGCGCCGAAGAAACAGUUUGAUGGAGCGUGGAGGAUAGAUUCGGAGGUGUCGUUGAGAAGGUGUCAGGAGUGAACGAGAUAGGCGGUGAGAGAGUUGACGGAGAAGGGCAUCUUAGAGUGUAUUGGAGAUAGCGAUGAAGAGUGUUGACUUUGGUGGUUUUGUUGCACAUUUGUGAGGUUUGGCUAGAAGAUAUUGAAUCUUGCUUCAUGACAGUUUGCUUUCCUUGUGGACUUGUUCUUGUAUAUCUCGUCAACAGUAGUCAAUAAGUUGUGGCCGUGAAAAGUAUACUGUACUAUCACCGCUCUUUUGGAAUCGCUUCUCAUACCUACUCAAUGACACGGUUGAGUCUAGACAAGACAACCAAUAUAUACAAGA
Messenger RNA from Botrytis porri, 3047 nucleotides. RefSeq lists its product as uncharacterized. The record is from RefSeq and is a predicted model, not a curated record. Gene Ontology annotation, cellular component: nuclear telomere cap complex; chromosome, telomeric region. Gene Ontology annotation, biological process: regulation of telomere maintenance via telomerase; telomere capping. Bases 297 to 2507 code for a protein of 736 amino acids. Lineage: Eukaryota; Fungi; Ascomycota; Leotiomycetes; Helotiales; Sclerotiniaceae. Gene Ontology annotation, molecular function: G-rich strand telomeric DNA binding; telomerase inhibitor activity. The transcript has 6 exons.